Messenger RNA from Opisthocomus hoazin, 537 nucleotides. Lineage: Eukaryota; Metazoa; Chordata; Aves; Opisthocomiformes; Opisthocomidae. The record is from RefSeq and is a predicted model, not a curated record.
AUGAGGGAAGCACAGCUGCUGGGCAUGGGCCUGUGCCAGCCAGGCAAGGAGGACAAGCCCAAGUAUGCAGGACUCGUCGUUACUCAGCUGGAUGUCCAGCCUGGUGAGUGCAUCAAGGUCAAAGGGAAGAUCCUGUCUGAUGCCAAAGGGUUUGCUGUGAACGUAGGGAAGGACAGCAGCACCCUCAUGCUGCAUUUCAACCCUCGCUUCGACUGCCGUGGGGACGUCAACACCAUUGUGUGCAAUUCGAAGGAGGAUGGCAUGUGGGGUGAGGAGGACAGGAAGGCUGACUUUCCCUUCCAGCACGGUGACAAGAUCGAGAUGUGCAUCUCCUUCAAUGAAGCAGAGGCAACAGUGAAGCUACCCGAGGCAGAGUUCCAGUUCCCAAAUCGGCUGGGCAUGGAGAAAAUUGAAUACUUGGCUGUGGAGGGUGACUUUAAAGUCAAAGCCAUUAAGUUCGGUGAACAGCUAUAGCUUGGUUUUUGUUUUCUUUUCUCCCCCCUGCUUAGUGAAAUAAACCCAAAUUUGCAAUGGCUG